Etheostoma cragini (Arkansas darter) is the source of this 2351-nucleotide messenger RNA. Its product is annotated as calcium-binding mitochondrial carrier protein Aralar1-like. Bases 260 to 2311 code for a protein of 683 amino acids. The transcript has 18 exons. The record is from RefSeq and is a predicted model, not a curated record. Gene Ontology annotation, molecular function: L-glutamate transmembrane transporter activity; calcium ion binding; L-aspartate transmembrane transporter activity. Gene Ontology annotation, biological process: aspartate transmembrane transport; malate-aspartate shuttle; L-glutamate transmembrane transport. Lineage: Eukaryota; Metazoa; Chordata; Actinopteri; Perciformes; Percidae.
CGCACGCCCACGUCUUUGAUGUGGUACAGGUUACUCUCAUCACAGUAAAAUCUUUAAUAUUGUUACUCUCAAGUUAUUUGAUGACAAUGAGUGAAUAGUUGACUAUAAGUUACUGGUUGAGUUAUUAUUGGCUGCGUGGUUCGGUUGUUCACGUUCGGACUACCAGCUAACGUCUCGCGCCCGGCCGAGGGCGUAGCUAGUAGCGGAACGCUCUUUCUCUUUCUGGCUGCUCGCUCACUCUACGUGACGUCAAACCAGCAUGGCGGCCAAGGUGCAAUCUACCAAACGCGGGGACCCAAAUGAGCUGAAAUCUAUCUUCCAAAAGUACGCCAGUGUAGCGGACAAGGAUGGAGAGAAGUACAUGACCCCCGGAGACUUUGUCCAGAGGUAUCUAGGACUACACACGCAGAUCCACCACAACCCCAAAACUGUACAGCUCAUCUCUGCUGUGGCCGACACCACAAAGGACGGGCUGAUCUCGUUCCAGGAGUUUCUUGCGUUUGAAUCCGUGUUGUGUGCCCCCGACGCUCUCUUCAUAGUAGCCUUCCAGCUGUUUGACAAGAAUGGAACUGGAAACAUUUCCUUUGAGAAUGUGCGGGACAUCUUCAGCCAGACCACUGUGCACCACCACAUUCCCUUCAACUGGGACUGUGAGUUCAUCCGUCUGCACUUUGGGCACGACCGCAAGAAACGCAUCAGCUACCUCGAGUUCACCCAGUUCCUGCAGGAGUUGCAGUUGGAGCAUGCACGCCAGGCGUUCGCCCAGAAGGACAAAGGGAAGGAUGGCGUCAUCUCCGCCAUGGACUUCAGUGACAUUAUGGCCACCAUCAGACACCAUAUGCUCACACCCUUUGUGGAGGAGAACCUUGUCUCCGCUGCAGGUGGCAGCACCUCUCACUUGGUCAGCUUCUCUUACUUCAACGCCUUCAACUCCCUCCUGAACAACAUGGAGCUGAUCCGCAAGAUCUACAGCACACUGGCUGGCACGCGGAAGGACACACUCGUGACCAAAGAGGAGUUUGUUCAUGCUGCCAACAAGUUUGGGCAGAUCACUCCCAUGGAAAUUGACAUCCUGUACCAAUUGUCAGGCCUGUUCUCCCCCUCUGGGCGCCUGAAUCUUUCUGACAUUGAGAGGAUAGCUCCGUUAGAGGAAGGAUGCCUGCCCCAUCACCUGGCUGAAACCCAAAAGCAGGCCCAUGGGGAUGGUUCCAGGUCUGUGUUGCUCCAGGUUGCAGAGUCCUCCUACAGGUUCAGCCUGGGUUCCAUCGCUGGAGCUACGGGAGCGACGGCGGUGUACCCCAUCGACCUGGUGAAGACUCGUAUGCAGAACCAGAGGUCCACAGGAUCCUUUGUCGGAGAGCUGAUGUACAAGAACAGCUUUGACUGUGCUAAGAAGGUGCUUCGCUACGAGGGCUUCUUUGGCUUCUAUAGAGGCCUGGUGCCUCAGCUUAUAGGUGUGGCACCUGAGAAGGCAAUCAAACUCACAGUGAAUGACUUUGUGAGAGACAAGUUCACCAACAAGGACGACGCGAUUCCUUUUUGGGCUGAGGUCAUGGCUGGCGGCUGUGCUGGAGGCUCUCAGGUGAUCUUUACCAACCCUCUGGAGAUAGUGAAGAUCCGCCUGCAGGUGGCAGGCGAGAUCACAACUGGGCCUCGAGUCAGCGCACUCAGCGUGGUUCGGGACCUGGGCUUCUUCGGCCUCUACAAGGGUGCUAAAGCAUGUUUCCUGCGAGACAUCCCCUUCUCUGCCAUCUAUUUCCCCGCGUAUGCCCACCUCAAGACCCAGUUUGCUGAUGACCAAGGCAGGCUGGGAGCUCUGCAGCUUCUGACUGCUGGAGCGAUUGCAGGUAUCCCUGCGGCCUCCCUCGUGACGCCCGCCGACGUCAUCAAGACGCGUCUGCAAGUUGCAGCGAGGGCAGGACAGACCACUUACACAGGAGUCAUCGACUGCUUCAGGAAGAUUAUGAGAGAGGAGGGGUUCAGGGCUUUGUGGAAGGGAGCUGGAGCUCGUAUGUGCCGAUCUUCUCCUCAGUUUGGUGUGACUCUGGUGACCUACGAGCUCUUACAGCGUUGGUUCUACAUUGACUUUGGAGGACAUCGUCCGUCGGGAUCUGAGCCCACACCCAAGUCUCGCAUCUCGGAGCUUCCUCCCAUCAACGCCGACCACGUCGGAGGCUACCGCCUGGCCGCAGCCACCUUUGCCGGGGUGGAGAACAAAUUUGGCCUCCACCUUCCCAAAUUCAAGUCCUCCGGCGUGGUCUCCAUACAUCACCCAGACCCAGUCGCUUCACCGCCUGCUCAGGCCCCAUAGAGGUCUGAAUCUCCAUAUCACUUUGCCAUCCCUCUCCUCC